Messenger RNA from Armigeres subalbatus, 2163 nucleotides. RefSeq lists its product as uncharacterized. Bases 1 to 2163 code for a protein of 720 amino acids. NCBI's taxonomy places the organism in Eukaryota, Metazoa, Arthropoda, Insecta, Diptera, Culicidae. Gene Ontology annotation, biological process: DNA integration. The record is from RefSeq and is a predicted model, not a curated record. Gene Ontology annotation, molecular function: nucleic acid binding. The transcript has 2 exons.
AUGCGGGACGAUCGUUCAGUGCUAGACCUCCAAUCAUCAAGUACGACGGUGAAGACUUUAGGAUUGCAAUGGAAUGUGACGGCCGACGAAUUUCAAUUCAGCUUUCCCCAAUGGAAGUCGGAUGCUGCGAGUAUCACCAAGCGAAGCAUUCAUUCCGAUGCAGCUUGCCUUUUUGACCCUUUGGGAUUAGUUGGCCCAGUCGUCGUGCAAGCAAAACUCUUCAUCCAGCAGCUUUGGCGGCUGAAAUGCGGCUGGGACGACCCUUUGGACGAAUCGAUGCAACAAAUGUGGAAAGAAUACCGGCAGAACCUCAUGGCGCUCGAAACUCUAACAGUUCCUCGUUGGAUAGGAUUCAGCAACGAUUGCGCUUUUGUCCAACUGCACGGAUUCAGUGAUGCGUCGUCUGUCGCAUACGGAGCCUGUCUCUAUCUUCGAUGCCUUGCUUCAGACGGUACUGUCACUGUGCGGCUAAUCACAUCCAAGUCCCGGGUAGCUCCUUUAGAGUCUUCGGAACAGAAAAAGAAGAAACUGACUAUCCCUCGUCUCGAGCUGUCAGGUGCGUUGCUACUGAGUCACCUCUACGAAAAAUUCAGUCAAGUGAAACCUGUACCUGCUGCAUUCUUUUGGACAGAUUCCACAAUUGUGAAGCACUGGCUAGGAUCAGCUCCUUCUCGUUGGCAAAUAUUUGAUGCCAAUCGUGUAUCCGAGAUACAGCAUCUCACACAAGGUGGAAUUUGGAAUCACGUGGCUGGAAUUGAAAAUCCGGCCGACUUGAUCUCUCGUGGGAUGUCGCCAGCCCAACUCCAAUACGAGAGGCGCUGGUUCGAAGGUCCUCAGUGGUUAUCUCAGGACCAGGGGUACUGGCCUCAAUCAAAUCAAUCUUCUGCGGAGUCAGUUGACUCGACACUACUUGAAGAACGGUCCACACAAGCUCUAUCUACCCACGGAACCAAGUCGAGUGAAGUUUUCGGGCUACGAUGGUCGUACCAGGAGCUUCUGCGCAUGGUAGCACUCUUGUUACGCUUCAGGUACAACACUCAACCUUCAAAUCGGAAUUCGAGGAACACAGGUCCGCUGUCUCCGGAAGAACUAGAAGAAGCCAUGAUGACCUUAGUGCGCCAAUCGCAGCAAGACAGUUUUUUUGAAGAACUUGCCAAUCUCAACAAAAACGGAGAGGUCAAAUCCUCGUCUAGAAUCAAGUCACUCCGUCCAGUACUGCUAUCUGGUGUAAUGUGUGUGGGCGGUCGGCUUGCCAAUGCACCUGUUUCCGAACAUAGAAAACAUCCGUUUAUCCUGGACCACCGCCACCCGUUGGCGCUAGCUUUGGCAAGGCACUAUCACCACAAGUUCUACCAUGCUGGACAACAGCUACUCAUCUCCAUUCUGCGUGAAAGAUUCUGGCCAACUAAUGCCAGCAGUUUGGUAAGAAAGGUCAUCCAUGGAUGCAUUCCAUGCUUUAAAAGCAAGCCGAAAGUCUUAGAUCAACUAAUGGCAGAUCUCCCAGCAGAGCGGGUCACGCCGUCAGCUCCAUUCCUUAAGGUCGGCGUGGACUAUUGCGGUCCCUUUUUUGUUAGUUACCCGAACCGGAGAGCCAAGCCGGUGAAAUGUUAUGUCGCAGUAUUCGUCUGCCUAUCAGUGAAGGCAAUACAUCUGGAACUUGUGGCGGAUCUAACAACACAAGCAUUCAUUGCAGCACUCAGGCGCUUCGUUUCGCGACGUGGCAGACCGCAACUCAUCAUGUGCGAUAAUGCCACAACAUUUGUUGGUGCAAACCGGGAGCUGAGGCAGCUCUACAAGCAGCUUAACGAAAGAGAAUUCCAAGAUCCAGUAAUCAAAGAAGCUGCAAACGAUGGCAUUACUUUUAAAUUCAUCCCCCCGCGUACGCCCAACUUUGGCGGGCUGUGGGAGGCCCAGGUAAAGUCUUUUAAAGCCCAUCUCAAGAAAUCAGUUGGGCUCCGAACGCUAAAGAACGACGAAAUGCUGACAGCUUUAGCACAAAUUGAGGCGGUUUUGAACUCAAGACCAAUGACAGCAAUCAGCAGUGAUCCAUCCGACUACGAGGCCCUAACACCGGGGCAUUUUUUAGUUCAACGUCCGUUAACAGCUGUAGCAGAGCAGAAUUUCGACGAUGUGUCGAUCAAUCAACUGAAAAUAAUCGCGUGA